Molecule: messenger RNA, 342 nt
Organism: Cylicocyclus nassatus
Lineage: Eukaryota; Metazoa; Nematoda; Chromadorea; Rhabditida; Strongylidae
Source: the annotation of a GenBank genome assembly
AUGUUCAUAACUUUCAUAACCAAUGAACAUGUUUGUGGACCAGAUCCCUCAGAUAUAUGGAAUUUUGCUCAUCGUACAUCUAAUGUAUCGCGCAAGCCGGAUUUACAAGAUCUGCCUGAGUCCAUAGUUAUCACACUCAACGAUUUCGUAUUGGAUGCGCUUAGCCUCGGCAACGAGGAUUUGGAGGGAUACAGAUUGAAUUCGAUAAGAAGCUUGCGCACUAGUUACUGGAUCUCUCUGGGUACAUCCGAUGAAGAACGCGAGAAAAAGUUCAACUAUCUGCUGGAGCAAAAAACUUUCUACUGCGGCCAAAUCAGGACCUGUAUCGCAGAAGCACUGUAA